Messenger RNA from Salvia hispanica, 1698 nucleotides. Its product is annotated as putative lipase YDL109C. NCBI's taxonomy places the organism in Eukaryota, Viridiplantae, Streptophyta, Magnoliopsida, Lamiales, Lamiaceae. The record is from RefSeq and is a predicted model, not a curated record. Gene Ontology annotation, biological process: lipid metabolic process.
AUUCUCUAUCAUAAUCCAAACAAUGAAAAUUCAAAGACAAAACAUUAGAUGAUUGCAGAAGAGUACAAGCACCUUCGCCUUGACUUUCUUCCAAAUUUCCCAAACAGAAACAUCAUCAAUACACUUAUUGUUGUUGCAAGCAGUAGUUAAAUCUGAAGGAUUUCAAGCAUACCACCGUUGCUACUGAUCCAACCCAACAAUUAUAAGCAAAAUUUGCAUAAAACACAGUGUGUGUACUCAGCGAUGGAGAACAGAGGCGCGGAGGAUGCCGGAGAGCCAAAAAUUCAGAAAUUUGAAAUGGAUUCGGAGGGAAAAGAUGAGCUGAGCAGCAAUCGGAAUAAUAAAACGAAGCCGAAGAAGAAAAGGCACUCCUGGAUCCCGAGAUUUCCGUGUACCAGAUUAGACGACGACGAUGACGACGUUGUGGUUGGGGAGAAGCCGGAUGCCGGAGGUUUGGAAGUCUCUAAUGCGAAGGAUCAGUCGGCGGCGCAUCUGAUUGUUAUGGUUAAUGGAAUUAUUGGAAGUGCUCAAGACUGGAGAUAUGCGGCGAAGCAUUUUGUGAAGGCGUAUCCUAGUGAAGUCGUAGUGCAUUGCAGUGAAGCCAAUUCUUCAAUGUUGACACUGGAUGGAGUUGACGUUAUGGGGAAGAGAUUAGCUGAUGAGGUGGUUUCUGUUGUCGGUCGUCAUCCAAAUCUUGAGAAGAUUUCUUUUGUGGGUCACUCCCUUGGUGGCUUGAUAGCAAGGUAUGCUAUUGCGGUGCUUUAUCAACAAGAUUUGACAAGAAAAGAAUCUGAGGAAAAUGGCGAACAUGGAGAAGAAGAGCUUCUUAGCAAAUCCCCUUUAGAAGAGAAAACGAGAGGGAAAAUAGCUGGACUUCAACCUAUAAAUUUCAUUACCUCUGCUACGCCGCAUCUUGGUGCUAGAGGUCACAGACAGAUCCCUGUGCUCUGUGGUUUUACCAGCUUGGAGAAAGCAGCAAUGCAUACUUCAGGUGUACUGCGAAGGACAGGGAAGCACUUAUUCUUGAGGGAUAACGACAAUGGGAAACCUCCACUUCUGCUUCAGAUGGCUGAUGAUUCUGAUGAUCUUAAGUUCAUAUCUGCAUUGGAGUCGUUCAAGAGGCGUGUGGCCUAUGCAAACACCAGCUUUGAUCAUAUAGUUGGUUGGAGCUCAUCAUCAAUACGCCGUUACAGUGAGCUCCCAAAGCGCCGGAAUCUUGUCAAAAUUGCCAAGUACAGAUACAUAUUUGCUGAAGACACAUCAAAAUCCGGCGACAAUCGUGAAGCCAAGGUCUCUAGAAAGAGGAUAAGUGAAAUGGAAGAGGUGAUGAUCCAAGGGCUAACGAGACUCAGCUGGGAGCGAAUUGACGUUGAUUUCAGUACAAGUAUACAAGGGCCUCUCGCUCACACCACGAUUCUGGUUAAAACUUACUGCAUCAACUCUCAUGGAACCAAUGUGAUACAACAUAUGAUCGACAACUUCCAAUUGUAGCAAGUGUUAAUGUUGUUGAAAAGGUAAUUUGUUAUGUGAUGAUCAAAUUAAUUCAUCACUGAGCACAUCUACGUAUAGAUAGUUUAGUUACUAGUUAUUCACGACAUGUAAAAAAUAUAUCCAUAAAAGAGUGUAAAUUUUUUUUCAAAGGAUUUGCUUUAGUAAGAGCUUUGGAAUUAUAUUUGAAAAUUCUGAAUUUUUGUCAUU